Molecule: messenger RNA, 1688 nt
Organism: Caenorhabditis elegans
Lineage: Eukaryota; Metazoa; Nematoda; Chromadorea; Rhabditida; Rhabditidae
Gene: vnut-1
Product: Major facilitator superfamily (MFS) profile domain-containing protein
Biological process (GO): transmembrane transport
Cellular component (GO): membrane
Molecular function (GO): transmembrane transporter activity; secondary active transmembrane transporter activity
Source: RefSeq, marked reviewed
AUCAAAAUGCUGAAAAGGCCUGGUGAAUAUGAGCCUCCGUUAGGCAAAAUUUGGACAAGAGCGGAAUCUCGAAUGUGGACGAUCACAAUGUUCAGCGGCACGUGUGUUUUAUACGCGUCUCGCGCAAGUUUACCGAUUAGUGCUGCAGCUGUAGCGAAGGAGUUUGCAUGGAAUAAAACGGAUUCGGGUACCGUGCUCUCAUGCUUUUUCUGGGGAUAUGCUUUGACACAAGUUUUCGCUGGACGGAUAGCAGACAAGUAUGGAGCAGAAAAAAUUCUCCCGUACUCUAGUCUAGCGUGGACAAUGCUCACAUUUUUCACUCCACACUUAUUCGAUUUCGCAUAUUGGACAAAUUACCCGCUUGUGGUUCUUCUGGCGGUGCGGAUUUUAACAGGAGUCUGCCAGGCUUUUCAUAUUCCGUCUCUAGCGUCUAUUGUAUCCAAACAUCUUGCCGCGGCGGACAAGGGACGAGUUUUUGGAAUAGUUUUAGCAGGUUCACAUUGGGGAACAGUGCUUGCCGGUGCAAUUGGAAGCAUCCUGAUCGAGUGGAUCGGAUGGAGAGCAUUAUUUCAAUUUGUUGGAAUAAUCUCACUUAUCUGGUGCUGGGUGUUCCGAUGGGUUUUGGAUAGAGCAAAAGGACCGGGCGGAAGAAGUUCCCCACUGCCAGAUGAAGAAGUUCUUCUCGAUAAGAAACAUGACACAAUUGAAUCUCAUCUCGCCGCCACAUCACCAUGCCCAUCGGUUCCAUGGGGAACCCUGUUCCGUCAUCCUGCUUUCUGGGCUGCCGCAGUUGCUCAGUACACUGGCGGCAACUCGUAUUCGAUUCUGUUCAACUGGCUCCCAUCGUAUUUCCACGAGACAUUCCCGACUGCGAAGGGUUUUGUAUACAAUGUGGUACCAUCGUUGGCGAUCGUUGUCACCUCAUUGGUGGCCCCAGUGAUGGCGUCUCGUGCGCUGUCCGAGGGAAAAACUGUGACCUAUACGAGAAAAUUGAUGGAAGGAGCCAGUCUACUGGGAAUCGCAUUCUGUUUGAUGCUAGUACCAAUGACAUCAUCGUUCUGGAUAUCAUUGAUCAUAUUCACUAUGGCAAUGGCUGCCAGAGGGCUACACCACGGUGGUGUUUCCGUAAAUCCACACGAUUUUGCACCAAAUCAUGCGGGAUCUGUUUUUGGAGUUUUCAAUGCCUGCGGCGCCAUCACCGGAUUCGUCGGUGUCUACAUUGCUGGUCACAUCCUGGAAGCCACGAAUAACAACUGGUCGUACGUGUUCGUUGUGACGGCGGCUCAGUGUGUUGUUGGAGCUAUGGUUUAUACACUUCUGGGCACUGGACAGAAGAUUAUUUAAUUAUUUGUUUCAUGUGCAUUAACUUUUUUUUCAAAAAUUCUUGAAGUGAAUCCGAAGAUUUACUUUUGAAAAAUAGUUUUCUUCUUCUUCUUUAUUCUUGUUUCAUAAUUUUUGUUAUCGGUCUUUUCUUCUUCUUCUCAUUUCCCCUCUGAACUAUAAACUUGCCUCUUCUCAUUUUUCUUCCCCCACCCCUCUUCGAAUUGUCUGUGUUCACCCUUCCCCACACCCACUCAAUUUUCAGUGAUUCAUAGUUUAUCCGGGUUUUUGAAGUCUUUUCAUUGUACGAAAUGUGUAAUAUUCAUGUCUUUUUUAAAUAAAUUUAUUUAUUUUCCAAAACAACAUUU